Echinostoma caproni is the source of this 834-nucleotide messenger RNA. The record is from the annotation of a GenBank genome assembly. NCBI's taxonomy places the organism in Eukaryota, Metazoa, Platyhelminthes, Trematoda, Plagiorchiida, Echinostomatidae.
AUGUUGUCAAUCUUGAUUGCGCUGAAUGCAAUUGUGACAUUGUCUGCUGGUGCAGGCGAAGAAAACAAUUGCGGGGCAAGUGAAAUUAUGGCUGCGGAAGCAGAAAAAGUAUUCGCCCUGCCACAAGACGCAAAAGAAUCGUGUGAGUGGUAUAUCAUUACAAACGAUCAGAGAACUGUUCGUGUGACAUGGCCUGGAAGCGCAAGUCUAACUCCUUCGGUGGAUCUUGAGUCUGGCAAUUGUAUUACAGUGAUCACUUUAACAGCCCAAGAAGGAACAAAGUGGUGUACCGGUAGCAAAGACCUUAAAGCGGAAUCCAAAAGUGUAGUCCGAAUCCAGAGGAAGUAUCCCGCCGAUACUAAAGAUAUGCAGAAAAUCGAGCUAAAUUAUCAAUUGGUGAAUGAUGCCGAGUGCACGGAAGAUAUAAAGAAACCAACAGAUACUUUGCAAUCAUUUGAUAUUGCAAAAUCUUCUGGUGCUAUAAAGGCUGAAAUAUCCUGCGUUUGGGAACUCGAAACUACCGCAAAAAAAAACAUCGAAAUUAGUUUGAACGUGCAAUCGCCCGCAACCGAUGCGCAGUGCGUGAAGGUUUCAAACGCAGCUAGUUCCGGCAAUGCAGCAACAAAGACGAUUUGUGGAAAAAGUGAACAGAACACGUUUACCGGAGACGCUGGUUCUAACGUUCUUGUCGCAUUUGACGGUCCGAAAUCUGGAGCGGAGAACCAGAUUCAAAACUUCAAAGUAAACUAUCGACUACUUUCUGCUGGCAGCUCUAUGUCGUCUACCUUGGCUAUUUUCGGAUAUCUGGCGGUCGUGAUUCUCAUGCGGAAUUAA